AUGUCCAGAUACUUUUCACAAAUUACAGAGUUGCCCCCUGAUCCUCUCUUCGGAUUGAAAGCACGCUAUGUCGGUGACUCACGCACAGACAAAGUGGAUUUGGGUAUCGGUGCUUAUAGAGACAACAAUGGCAAACCAUGGAUUUUGCCCGCAGUGAGAAAAGCUGAGCGGAAAUUGAUUGACUCAGAGGGUUACAACCACGAAUAUCUUUCCAUUUCGGGUUACGAACCGUUCUUAACUGAAUCUGCUAAGGUGAUUUUGGGCGAGGACUCUAAAGCCAUUCAAAACUCGACUGUAGUGUCGCAACAAUCUUUGUCGGGGACUGGAGCAUUGCACUUGGCUGGAGCUUUCUUGCGGGGGUUCUAUGCGGGAAACCACACUGUAUACUUGUCCAAACCCACAUGGGCAAACCACAAGCAGAUUUUCUCGUCGUUGGAGUUGAAAGUGGAAACAUACCCAUACUGGGAUGACGAAAACAAGAAGUUGGACAUUGAGGGAUAUGUUAAAACAAUCGAAAGAGCACCAAGGGGAUCCAUUUUUUUGUUGCACGCAUGUGCUCACAAUCCUACAGGCUUGGACCCCACCGCAGAAGAAUGGGACAGAAUCUUGAAUGCAAUUGCCGCAAAUGACCACUUACCUUUGUUUGACUCGGCCUACCAAGGUUUUGCUUCUGGAAACUUGGACAAGGAUGCGGCUGCUAUCAGAAAGGCUAUCAACCUGGGUAUGUUCAAAUCACCCAUACUUAUUUGCCAAUCGUUUGCAAAGAACGUAGGAAUGUACGGAGAACGUGUGGGUGCUCUCCACGUCGUUUUGCCCGAGGAAGAUAAGGAAACAACAGAGAGCUUGAAGAGAGCUAUCAAAUCGCAAUUGAACAAGUUGACCCGGUCUGAGAUCUCGAAUCCACCAGCUUAUGGUUCCAAAAUCGUGGCUACUAUCUUGACAGACCCUGAAUUGCGUAAACAAUGGGAGGAGGACUUGGUCACAAUGUCUUCUCGUAUCAUUAAAAUGAGAAACGUGUUAAGACUGAAGUUGGAAUCCUUAGGGACCCCAGGUACAUGGGAGCAUAUCACCAAUCAAACAGGAAUGUUCUCUUUCACGGGGUUGUCUCCAGAUAUGGUAGCACGCUUGGAAAAAACACAUGGUGUCUAUUUGGUAAGCUCAGGCAGAGCAAGCAUGGCCGGAUUGAAUGAGGGAAACGUGGAUAAGGUUGCAAACGCCAUUGACGAAGUUAUUCGCUUCCACAAGUCAAAAUUGUAA
This is a messenger RNA of Clavispora lusitaniae ATCC 42720, 1257 nucleotides long. It is a transcript of the gene AAT21, whose product is annotated as aspartate transaminase. Lineage: Eukaryota; Fungi; Ascomycota; Pichiomycetes; Serinales; Metschnikowiaceae. Gene Ontology annotation, biological process: L-aspartate biosynthetic process. Gene Ontology annotation, cellular component: cytosol. The record is from RefSeq and is a predicted model, not a curated record. Gene Ontology annotation, molecular function: pyridoxal phosphate binding; L-aspartate:2-oxoglutarate transaminase activity.